Pomacea canaliculata is the source of this 4839-nucleotide messenger RNA. RefSeq names its product carnitine O-palmitoyltransferase 1, liver isoform-like. Gene Ontology annotation, molecular function: carnitine O-palmitoyltransferase activity. Gene Ontology annotation, cellular component: mitochondrion. Bases 476 to 2584 code for a protein of 702 amino acids. Lineage: Eukaryota; Metazoa; Mollusca; Gastropoda; Architaenioglossa; Ampullariidae. The transcript is spliced from 17 exons. The record is from RefSeq and is a predicted model, not a curated record. Gene Ontology annotation, biological process: carnitine metabolic process; fatty acid metabolic process.
GUGAGUUUGGAAACACAAACGCGAGCGCGCGUAAUUCAAGGUGGGGUGAUUAUUAUCUAAUUAUUCUAAUAAACAGUCAGAACUACCUAUUUAGGUUAAUUUUUGUAGGGAAAGUUUCCAAAGUAUCCCGGGCAAGUUAAACAUCGACACCACUUCCAGAUGUUACCGGCGGCCCUCAGAAAACGAAACUUGCACUGAAAUUGAAAUUGUGUGAUUUCAUAUGGGUGUGCGUCCGUGAAUGGUAAAGUAGAUGAGUAAGUGAAAACAGCAAAGCAAAACCAAGCUCUCAAUCUCAACAGUUUUGGAAAGUGACACAAAAAGUACAGCAAGUUCAUUAGUACAAGUGUUGCAUUAUUUUGGUAAGCUGACGCCAUGCAUAAAUCUGAUCCGUAAUGGACUAUGGCCCACCUCUCUCUGGAACCUUGCUGUAGUGGUUCUGGCUCUUACUUGUAUACAGCAGUUUCCCUUUUCAUUCAUGGUCUCCUUUGCAGAGGCUUUGACUGCUUUUGCUGAAAUGCUUCCUUUACCAGCAGGGGUUCCUCUUUUAAUAAGAGAGAUGGCAGCUUCUUUUCUCUGUGGUCUUUCUUUCUUUAUCAUUGUUCUUCACCUGCGCCGUUACCUUCUCCGUAUGUUGCUGGCUUACAGAGGUUGGAUGUAUGAGCCACCAAGAAAACAAUCAGCUGUGACUCUGGCAUGGGGAGUGCUGGUUAGGCUUGUUACGGGCAGCCACCCAACACUGUUUAGCUACCAAAGAAGCCUUCCUCGCUUGUCGGUUCCCCCAUUGAAGGAUACAUUAAACAAACUGCUGGUCUCACUGAAGCCGUUGUAUAUAGAUCAUGAAGAUGAAUUUACCAAACUGAAAGUGGAGGCUGCAGAAUUUGAGAAAACAUUGGGCCCAAAACUCCAGAAUGCACUGGUGUUGAAGUCAUGGUGGGCACCCAACUAUGUAUCUGAUUGGUGGCAGAAGUAUGUGUACCUGAUGGGCCGCAGCCCUCUACCCAUCAACAGCAACUACUAUAUUAUGGACCAGUGUAACUGGACACCCACAACCUCACAAACUACAAGAGCGGCCGCUGUCCUUUAUCAGAUUAUGUUGGUAAAGCAGAUGAUUGAGAGGCAGUCAAUGGAGCCACUUGUUAUCCGCAAGACGAUACCUAUUUGCAUGGCGCAGUAUGAAAACAUCUUUUGUACAACAAGAAUACCAGGAGAAGAAAUUGACACCCUGCUACAUCAAGAAAUACUGGAUUCAAGGCAUGUGGCCGUGUACUGUAAGGGUGUCAUGUACAAAGUGAAUGUGUAUGAUCACCAAAGAAGAAUCCUGGCACCACAGACUCUAGAACAGAUGUUGGAUUGGAUUGUUAAAGAUGCAGAAAACUAUCAAGAGGAAUAUACAGAGGAACAGAAAAGUAUAGCAGCUUUAACAUCUCUGGAUAGAACAAGUUGGUGGAGAGUACGCAAAGAACACUUCGGUUCUGGGAUCAACAAGGAGUCCCUGGAUACUGUGGAGUCUGCCAUAUUUUUUGUGGUGCUAGACUCUAACUCAUUUCCACACCAUGCUUUAUCUGGACGUGGAUCAUAUUUAUUACAUGGAGAUGGACGGUGCCUGUGGUUUGACAAAUCCUUCAACCUUGUUGUCUUUGAGAAUGGAAAGAUGGGUAUAAACUGUGAACAUUCACAUGCUGAUGCACCUGCUUUGGGACACAUGAUGGAGUACAACAUGUUACAAGAGGCUUACACAAUCCACUAUCCAGACCGUGUUACUCCUGUUACUAAUGCCUCAACAAAAUAUCAGCCACCCAUCCGUUUGAUUUGGGAGAUUGGACCAGUUCUGAGAGCCCAGAUUUUGCGAGCACUUUCAUGUCAUCAGCAGAACAUAGAAAACUUGGACCUUGUUCUUGCUGAUCAUAAUAGCUUUGGCAAAGGAUUUAUCAAAACAUGCAAGGUUAGUCCUGAUGCAUUUAUUCAGAUGGCAUUGCAGGUGACUUACCUAAAAAAUGCCGGAAAGCAAGCAUUGACUUAUGAGGCCUCUAUGACACGUCUUUACCUGCAUGGUCGUACAGAAACUGUACGCUCUCUUUCUGUGGAAGCAGCUGCCUUUGCUAAAGCUUUUGUUGAUAAGACAGUCAGUGCAAAGGAGAAGCAGAGGCUGCUGAAGAAAGCUUGUGAGAAUCACCAGAUAUUGUACAAAGAUGCCAUGAAUGGCAAGGGCAUUGAUCGUCAUCUUUUUGCUCUCUAUGUAGUUAGCCGAGGCCUCAACGUGGAGAGUGAGUUUCUGAAGAAGGUUCUUAGCAUCCCUUGGACACUGUCCACUAGCCAGCAGCCCCAGCAGCAGAUAGCUUCAGCCCCUGACUGCAGUCAUCCAGACUUCAACGACAUGGUGUCACCUGGAGGUGGCUUUGGUCCUGUGUCAGACGAUGGUUAUGGUGUGUCAUACAUGUUGCCAAAUGAUCAGCGCAUUUUUUUCCAUGUUUCCUCGAAACGUUCACAGCCAGCAACUGACUCCAGUAAAUUCAUGGCUCAGCUGUUCCAGACCCUGAAGGAGAUGCGUGAACUUUUUGAUGAACAGUCUUCCACACAAGCCUAACAUUCAUUGUUCUUUUCAAGAUAUGCUGUUGCUCAGAGCUUCUUUGCCGACUGCCCUUUACAACUCAGGGCUAUCAGUGACAUUUUCCAAGCAUAUUUUGAUUCAGAUUGUUUUACUUGUUAUUUAAGUCAUAGUUAGUUACAUUUGGGAUGAUGAAGCUGUAGAAUUAAAGUCCUUUUGAACUUCUCUUGAAGUUGCAGCAUUGUACUUAAUAUCUGCUCUACAAGAGGAUCUCCAUGACAUACCAUAUGUCAGGUCAAUGUGCAGACCAUGUUUCUGAUCAAAGCGCUUUUUGAAGGGAUCAGAUUUCUGGGUAAAUAUGUGAUUUGCAACAAACUUUGGUCAUGAAAGACCUCACUCUCCAUGAAAAAGCUGAUCAUAUUGCACGGGUUUAUAUGCAGGUAGAUUUAAGGAAGUAUAGUUCUCUAUAAAUAAAAGGAAUGGCAAAAACAAGUGGAGAAAGUAAAAGACCUGCCAAGAAGUCAUCUAUUUAUUUAACAUUUAUUGAAUACAACUGUCAAGGGUUAUUUUUCAUUAGGGUGGACAAGUCUGAUUCAUCAGUUAAAGCUUGUUUUUUUUAAAAAAAACUGGGAAUUGUGGUAGCAUUAUUUAUAAUAGUGAGGCUUUUAAAAUAAAGUUAAUGGACUUCAAGACUUGGGAAAUGGUUGUUAUUUUAUAAACAAGAUAAACAUCGCAACAAAUUAGAACAAUAUUAGAUUCUGCGCUUGGUAAUUACAGGGAGCAAGGAUGUUAAAAUUCAUUUUUUACUGGCAGAUAAUGAAAUGAAAAAAAACCCCAAAUCAACGACAAAAGAAAAAGGUGUUCUGUGUCAUUGACAGAUUUUUUUUCCAGUAUUUAAUGUCUUAUAUUAUCAUAAAACAGCAAAGAAAAGAAAAUACCAUAAAGGUUUUUAGUGUAUGAAUUUUGUCUCCGGACAUUGCUUCAGCUUUCAUAUGGGGAAGUUUCAUAUAUAUUUUACAUUUUAUUAACUUAAUGGAUGAAGUGCAAAUGUUUUAGCUCUUCUUUUGUUUGGGUUUUUUCUUAUUAUGACAGAAAGUUAUGGAUUAUUCUUAUAUGCAGCAGCAAAAUAUAUGAAACAAGAUGCACAUGUUAAACAUUUUAUAGAUUCUUAUGCUUGUUUUCUUUUUGGCGAUGUGUGACAAUGAAAAUUUUGAAGCAUUUUAAUCCAUAACCAUUGCAUGUUGAUUGCAGAUUCAAUGCAAGGAGUUUUCUCCUCGUUUUACUUUAAAACAAAUUUUUUGCACUGUUUUUAGGAUUCUUGAACAUGAUCAAACACUACUAGUCACAGCACUUUUAAAUGAUCACAGUGCUUUGUUCAUGACUUUUUACUUCAAAUGAUAUUAUCAGAGCUUAAAAUUAUUUUUGAAAUGUAACACGCAUGCUGUAUUUUUCUAUAAUUGUAAUUUAAUGGCUGUAGCUUUACUCAUCAAUCAUAAAUCUUUUAGAUAUGGUGGCUUAGAAUAUGUUACAGGUGUACAUUGAAAGCUUGCCAACUAGUACAAUGCACUUUUACUGCAUAAAGAUGGGAAAAACGGUUAUCUGAUUCAUCUGUGAUAGAGUGGGAGACAGAAUUGUGAGAGACAGUAAAGUUAGUUUGUGUGGGAGGUGUACCAAGUAGAUGUUUUUACAGGUAGUGAACUGUAUUAGAGGUUGAAAUAUAAAUGAUGAUUAUUGCUGCAUGAUUCUGCAUGGAUUGAAUAUUGUAGAUUAGACUUUGUGGCACAUGUUUACAUUAUUAAAGAUUUAUAGCCUUGGUGAAACCGGUGAAAAUGACUUAGGCCAGUUUUUCUUUAUGUGUCUAAGUACUGCUUAAAAUUUGAUUACUUAUUGAUUAUUUAAAAGAUAUUUAUCUAGUUGAAAAACGUGUUUGAAAUGCUGGCAAUGUGUUUGGUAAAAAUUUUUUUAACUUAUAAAUUGCUAUUUCUUUAUGGAUCAAAUUUUUUCACUUCUUGAUGAGGAUGUCAGUAUUUCUUGUUUGAUUGUCAAACAUAAUCCAUGUGCUUGUAAUGGUGUCAUCUUGAAGUGGUCAUCAACUUAAAACAAAAAUUAAGCUGCAAAAUCAUGGAUAAGCGCUCUUUGUUCUUAUUCAUUCAUGUAUUAUGAUUUUAUUGUUGUUGGUACGACAAUAAUGUUUGCUUAGAAAACCAGGUACCUUCAACUGAUAUGCUGAGUACUUAUGACAAUCCAUUAUGAUUUAUAAAAUAAAAAUAAAUAAAAGCCGUGGUCACACAACU